Molecule: messenger RNA, 573 nt
Organism: Penicillium chermesinum
Lineage: Eukaryota; Fungi; Ascomycota; Eurotiomycetes; Eurotiales; Aspergillaceae
Exons: 2
Coding region: 1-573 (190 amino acids)
Source: RefSeq, a predicted model, not a curated record
AUGCGUUUCUCCAAUGCGGCAGGCUUCAAGGAGAGUAUGAACCGUCGACCCUGGUAUUCCUCUGGUGAACAGAAUGCGGCUGCACCAGAUGCUAUGCCGGAAAAGAACGUAUGGGGAAACGAGGACCCACUUCGCAGAGAACGAGAACAAGCCCGAAUGACUUCAAAUGAUCCCUUGGUGGCUAUGAAACGUGGGUUGUCUCAACUGAAGGCUUCCAAGGAGCAGAAGAAACGCUUGAACGAAGAGAAACAAAAGCAACUUAAUGCGCUCAGACCCUCGAAGACUUCAGACUUGAUGAGCCGACGCGAGGUGACAGUGACAAAGGAGAUCGCAGAUACUCUCACCGGCAUCAUCAUCAAGAUCGUCAUCGUCGUCAUCAUCACCGAGACAGGAGUCGAGAUCAGAAUCGGGACGGCGAUUAUUCACAUCGAAGAUCGCGUCACGAAUCGAGCCGGUCACACCGUCGCCAUCAUGAUGAGCGUCGUCGCGAUGAACAUUCGCGUCAUGAGUCGAGUCAUUCACACCGUCGCCAUCGUAAUGAGCCUCGUCGUGAGGAAGAUCCACAAACUUUAA